GGUGAGCAUAUCAAUCCGCCAUUUAAUGCAGACGACGAAGAAGAAAUAGAGAACAAACGAAGAAGAACGAAAGAUGGAACCAGAGAAGUCAGAGAAAGAACUUAAAAUGUUUAAAUCUAAAGAGAACUCCAUAUCUUUACCCAAACACUCAUACUGGUUUGACUUCUGGUUGUUCGUGGUUUUUGACAUCGCGUUUUUCCUCGUCAUGUAUUUUAUAGUCCCGUAAGAAAAGGUGUUUCCCCUGGAGAGAAGAGUCCCUGCUGUCAGGAAUGCUAACAACCCACCUCAACACCAUGUUUUUGAGGAUAUCACAUCCCAUGUUCCCAAAACUUGGACUAGAACCACAAGUCAGAACGUGUGGCUCCUCCUGCGCCUCCACCAGACAUUUGACGCACAGCGCUCGGUCUUUCUGCACGGAUGGAUUCCCCUUGUUCCUGCCGGGAAGAGAUUAACUUCAAGUUGUUUUAAUGAAAAGUGACAAUGGCCCAUAUGAUGAUCCCUGCUGUGAUCACACCACAGAGCUUACCUGCACACCACGGAGAAAAUCGUGAUGAUCUGGAAACUGAUUACUGCACAUCUUGAAAAUUUGCACAUGUGAAGUAGUGGAAAUAAAAUGUUUUACUUGUAUGUGCUCAUCGUGACUAUUUCUUGCUUAGGUACAGCAUAUACAAACACAUUAACAUGCAUUUUGAAGUAUGUAUUAUUAUAUAAAAGAUACCUAUGUAACAUUAAGGAGUGAUAAUACAUUUCAAUACACAAACAACAACCAUUAAUACACCGUUUAAUUCACCAGAUGGAUUAUGAUGGACAGGCCACCUACUGCUAACAUGAAUUAUCUAAUGACUACUUUAGAUAAUCCCAAGUAAAUCCAUAUAUAUGACAAAUGUAAUUUAAAUAAAAAAGAUAUAUAUCAUUUGUGUUUUUUAAUCAUCUGUUGAUUAUAGCAGGAUUCCUGCUUUAAUUUAAUGUGCUUUAAAAUGAUUUAAAAGUGCUUUGAUUUUGAAUAAAGAACUUUAAAAUGUGUUUUGAUUGUCUACUUAUGGACAGUUGGCACUUUUUGAUAGCUAUCUCAUUUACCACAGCUGUAAUGAUGUGGAAAAAGCUCCAAAAUGUACCUUGACAUUAUUGAAAAAUAGCACCUAGUGUGUAUCCGUCUCUAAGCUCUUAUUUUGAAAGGUUGCGAAUGUGCUUCCGGUCGACUAGAAGCUAACAACAAUAGCAUGCAAGCUUAAAGCAGUUUCCUCAGGGACUUCUGAAAGUUACUUUGCUUUCAUUAUGGACACGACUGGCACUGAAUAUCCAGUGGAAAACACAGAUAUCUUCCUGCCGCUGUCCUCCCUGCGGCUGCUGAUCCCUCCUCUGCGGCUGCUCUCUGCAGCCAUGUGGCAGGUGGCUCAGCGGAGAGAGGUUCUGGAUUACGAGAGGCUGGAUGAGUUUGUGACGCUGGUGACGGCGACGGUGCCGGACCUGCUGGACCCGAAGCAGCGAGGGAAACUGCUUCUGCGCCUGAGAGCCAAAACUGUUCUGGAGUUGUGCAGGAAUGAGGAAACAGCCGACAUGUUGUGCAUUCAGCCUCACCUGGACCGAAUCCGCCCGCCAGGACACACAGGAAGUGGAGAUGCAGAGGUGGAUGCAGAGGAGGCCAUUUUUGUGGAGCUUGUCCAAACGCUCCUGAAAGACCCGGCAGAGAGGAAGCAAUUCUACCAGGAGGUUUUCCCAACAGAGUACGGUCCCUGCUACGACUCAGACAUGCAGCUCCUUGUGUGGGAGUUUCUGUGUAAACUGGAGAAGCUCCUGCCGGUACCAGACCUCAGUCAGACGGUGUCCUGGCUGACGUCGGCCCCCUCUGUUCUGAAGGACUGUCUGCAGACGCUCUCCAAUCCAGACGACCUGAGCUCCCUCCUGCAGCACCACAAAUGCCUCGAGCACCUCGGAGAACAAGGUACCACAGUGGAGAUGUCCUCCCAGGUGUUUGCCUGCUCAGAGUGUCCAUUCUUCCACAUGCAGGAGUCCUUCCUGCUGCAGCACAUCGAGCAGAGUCACCCCGAGCAGCACCGGCGUCAGAGAGCUGCAGAAACAUCUAACGUCUCCAAGAAGAAGAAGAAGCCUCAGCGUCCCGAAUUCCCGAAGCCGUUCCCCAUCCACGACAGACCCAACCCUCACGAGUGCCUGGAGUGCGGCAAAACGUUCACCCGUGCCUCGGACGUGACUCGACACCAGCGGACGCACACCGGCGAGCGCCCGUACAACUGCGACGGCUGCAGCAAGAGCUUCAAGAACUCCUGGGAUCUGACCCGGCAUCAGCGCAUUCACACCGGAGAGCGGCCCUUCCUCUGCUCCAAGUGCGGCAAACAGUUCACGCAGAUGGGGCUGCUUAAGUUGCAUUUUGACAGAACCGCCUGCGGACAGACCUGCAACCCGCCCUUGUUCUUAUCGGCAGAGGUCGUGGUGGCAGAGGAGACGUCGGAGAAGGAGGUUGGGCAGUACAAAUGCCAGAAAUGUGGCGAGAGCUUUGCGAGCAUCCUGGAGCGUCUGAGGCACAGGCAGGGGCAUUUGAUAAGGCAUCAGUACAAAUGCUCCUCGUGUGAGAAGAUAUACAGUCGAGCGUCCGACCUGAAGAGACACCAGAUGAAACACACCGGGGAGCGUCCGUUUCCCUGUGAGUGCGGGAAGAGCUUCACACACGUUUGGCUUCUGAAUAAACACAAGCAGAUCCACAGCCGGGAGCGUCCGUUCCCCUGCACCGAGUGCGGAAAGAGCUUCACGCAGCUGCAGAUCCUCAACCGGCACCUGCUGACCCACAACGGACAGCGGCCUUUCCGGUGCUCCUACUGCGACAAGAGCUUCACGCAACUGUCCAGCCUCACCCGCCAUGAGAGGAUCCACACAGGCGAGAGGCCAUACAGCUGCAGCACCUGCGAGAAGACGUUCCUCACCCAUGGGGAGCUGGUAAGGCACGAGCGCAGCCACAGCAACUGCAGGCCGUUCUCGUGUCCUCAGUGCACCAAGAGCUUCAAAACCAAGCGAGCGCAGAGCGAACACCUCAACACCCACAGAGGAGAGCGGCCGUUUGCGUGCAGUCGAUGCGGAAGGAGGUUCGCCAAGUCGGCCUCGCUCAUCAGACAUAAUCUGACUCACACCGGGGAGCGGCCGCAUCGGUGCUCGCAGUGUGGGAAAACCUUCCUCACAUCGGGGGAGCUGCUUCUCCACAGACGGAUUCAUACGGGAGAGAAGCCGUAUCCCUGCAGCCACUGCGAGAGGAGGUUCAGGUGCUCAUCCGACCGCAACAUGCACAUCCGGACACACACCGGGGAGAAGCCUCACAGCUGUGUGUUCUGUAAGAAGAGGUUCUCCACUUCCACCAGGCUCAAGAGACACGUGCAGACUCACAUGGAGAAGGAGGUAGUCCAGGAGUCAUUUGGUGUUUGAGCUUUAAGGAGCGAAGGAUUUAUGAAGGAUGACGAGUGCCGCUUUAUCUUUUAAGAUAAAAAUAAAAUGUAUUUAAUCGAUAAUUUGGUUUUUAUUACCCCAGCCAAAAUAGGACUGGCUCUAUUUCUGUGACUCUUGGUGAAAGGCUGUAGCAGGACUUUAGAAAGAAGCCAUUAAUGUUUUGAUGCAUUCAUUUGGUUUUAGAAAAUGCAUGUUGGGAAUAUGUGACAUGCACAUGACAUGCAUUAUUAACUUUCAAAAUAAAAUAACUUAGUAUUUUUUAAAUACUACUGGAAAUAAAAUGUUAUACUGAGUACGUGAAAGGGUAGUAUGCAACCGGAUUCAACAGACCAAAUGUUAAAUAAAGAAGUAGCUUCACAUUUACUCAAGAAUUUACUUUUUUAAUCACCAAUUAUACAGUGAUGUGAUAAUAUAUAUUGAAUUACGGUCAUUCUGCUUUCCUUUCUGGUACUUUUAAGUAUAUUUUGA
This is a messenger RNA of Eleginops maclovinus (Patagonian blennie), 3918 nucleotides long. Its product is annotated as zinc finger protein ZFP2-like. The coding region runs from base 1276 to 3429 and encodes 717 amino acids. Gene Ontology annotation, molecular function: DNA-binding transcription factor activity, RNA polymerase II-specific; RNA polymerase II cis-regulatory region sequence-specific DNA binding. The transcript is spliced from 8 exons. The record is from RefSeq and is a predicted model, not a curated record. NCBI's taxonomy places the organism in Eukaryota, Metazoa, Chordata, Actinopteri, Perciformes, Eleginopidae. Gene Ontology annotation, cellular component: nucleus. Gene Ontology annotation, biological process: regulation of transcription by RNA polymerase II.